This is a messenger RNA of Peromyscus maniculatus bairdii (prairie deer mouse), 12185 nucleotides long. RefSeq names its product leucyl and cystinyl aminopeptidase (gene Lnpep). Gene Ontology annotation, molecular function: metalloaminopeptidase activity; peptide binding; zinc ion binding. Gene Ontology annotation, biological process: regulation of blood pressure; proteolysis; peptide catabolic process. The record is from RefSeq and is a predicted model, not a curated record. Gene Ontology annotation, cellular component: cytoplasm; plasma membrane. NCBI's taxonomy places the organism in Eukaryota, Metazoa, Chordata, Mammalia, Rodentia, Cricetidae.
CUUUCGGGGGCUCUUGGGCCACACAGUCUCUAGGGGUCUCCCAGGCUGGUGGGGGCUGCCCCGAUUUGUCACCGGAAACAAUGGGGAUUCGGGGCCCGAGGCAAUGGCGCAAGUCCUGGGGGAGGGGAAAUUUAGCUUCCUCUGGUUUAGCCCUGCAGGGCCAAGCCGCGAGCCCUGGUGGCUGAGAGCAAGGGACUCGCAAGUGUCGAGUUAGGACGGGACCGGGCUGGCGGGCCUCGGCCCACAAUCUCUUCGCGGACGGUCCGUUCUCCUGUAUCCCGCGCCGGGUUUUGUGAUCUGCUCUCAUCUCUAGGCCAGGCCCCAAGCAAAGAGCAAAGAACUGGCCGGGGCCCCUCCCUCCCUCGGAUCAGGGGUUUUGUAGCUGCAGCAGCAGCCAGGCGCUCAGCUUCUAGAAGGAAGUCUUGCCGACAAGCGCCGCAGGGCUCCCUCCAGGGGUGAGGAAGAGCUCUGUCCCGGGGUCUAGCUCACCACAGAGACCGACGAUCCCUGGCCCUGCCCUGCUUUCAGAUCGCGAAUUUAGCGACAGCCCCUUCGCUACCCACCGGCCGCGUUUCCGGGCUCAGUGCUGGGGUUGCGGCACCCGGAACACAGACGAACGCAGUAGGUGCACUAGUUGUUGGAACCCGGGUACAGCUCUGCGGCACUGAGAGCUCCGCGGCCCCAAGUAUGCCGCUGGGGGCGGGGCUUGCAGAGGCCCCGCCCCAGCCCUGCACGGCCCUCCCUCGCCUCUUGGCCGAGUAGGCCAGGGGUUGAGCUGCGCUCUGAGUCCACGCCUCAGUGGGUCCUUUUUGCAGCAGUUGCGAAAACCCGGAACGAAGGUGUUGUUGCCGCUCGAUAGAGCGGCGCCGCCCCUCGCCGCACCUCCCCGCCAGUCCUCAGAGGCCUCGCUGGGCAUGCUCAGUCGGCAGGGCCGCUUCAGCUCUCGUAGUAGGAAGCUUGGGGCGCUUGGCUUGUGAGGACCCACGGCGGGGCGAAGAUGGAGCCCUUUACCAAUGAUCGACUUCAGCUUCCAAGGAAUAUGAUUGAGAACAGCAUGUUUGAAGAAGAACCAGAUGUGGUAGAUUUAGCCAAAGAACCUUGUUUACAUCCUCUGGAACCCGAUGAAGUGGAAUAUGAGCCCCGGGGUUCAAGGUUAUUGGUGCGAGGUCUUGGUGAGCAUGAGAUGGAUGAGGACGAAGAGGAUUAUGAGUCAUCUGCAAAGCUGCUGGGCAUGUCCUUCAUGAACAGAAGCUCAGGCCUUCGAAACAGUGCAACAGGCUACAGGCAGAGUCCAGAUGGGACUUGUUCAGUACCCUCUGCCAGGACCUUAGUGGUCUGUGUUUUUGUCAUCGUGGUUGCUGUCUCUGUGAUUAUGGUGAUUUAUCUACUGCCUAGAUGUACCUUUACCAAAGAAGGCUGCAACAAAAAAAACCAGUCAACAGGACUAAUUCAGCCAUUUGCCACAAAUGGGAAAUUGUUUCCAUGGGCACAAAUUAGGCUUCCCACUGCCAUUAUGCCUCAGCGCUAUGAACUUAGCCUACACCCAAACCUAACCUCAAUGACAUUCAGGGGCUCUGUGACAAUUUCACUUCAGGCACUUCAGGCCACGUGGAAUAUCAUUCUCCAUAGCACAGGACAUAAUAUUUCAAGAGUGACAUUUAUGUCAGCAGUUUCAAGUCAAGAAAAACAAGUUGAAAUCCUGGAAUAUCCAUAUCAUGAACAAAUCGCCAUUGUUGCCCCUGAAGCCCUUCUAACAGGACACAAUUAUACCUUGAAGAUAGAGUAUUCGGCAAAUAUAUCUAACUCUUAUUAUGGGUUUUAUGGCAUCUCCUACACAGAUAAAAGUAAUGAGAAAAAGUACUUUGCAGCAACUCAGUUUGAACCUCUGGCAGCAAGAUCUGCUUUUCCCUGUUUUGAUGAACCAGGAUUUAAAGCCACAUUUGUCAUCAAGAUUACAAGGAAUGAGCAUCACACUGCGUUAUCCAAUAUGCCUAAGAAGUCAUCGGUCCGUACAGAAGAAGGACUUAUUCAAGAUGAGUUUUCUGAAAGUGUGAAAAUGAGCACAUACCUGGUUGCUUUCAUUGUAGGGGAGAUGAGAAACCUGAGUCAGGAUGUAAAUGGAACCCUGGUUUCAAUAUAUGCUGUACCAGAAAAGAUUGGUCAAGUUCACCAUGCCUUGGACACAACUGUAAAGCUCCUUGAGUUUUAUCAAAAUUACUUUGAAAUUCAAUACCCACUUAAGAAAUUGGAUUUGGUGGCCAUUCCUGACUUUGAAGCGGGAGCAAUGGAAAAUUGGGGUCUGAUUACAUUCCGAGAAGAGACUCUUCUAUAUGACAAUGCCAGUUCUUCAGUAGCAGAUAGAAAAUUGGUUACUAAAAUCAUUGCUCAUGAGCUGGCACAUCAGUGGUUUGGUAAUCUGGUUACAAUGCAGUGGUGGAAUGACCUGUGGCUAAAUGAAGGCUUUGCGACUUUCAUGGAGUAUUUCUCUGUGGAAAAAAUAUUCAAAGAGCUCAACAGUUACGAAGACUUCUUAGAUGCUCGAUUUAAAACCAUGAGGAAAGAUUCCUUGAAUUCAUCCCAUCCAAUAUCAUCAUCUGUUCAGUCUUCAGAACAAAUAGAAGAGAUGUUUGAUUCUCUUUCCUAUUUUAAGGGAGCUUCUCUCUUGUUGAUGCUGAAAACUUACCUUAGUGAAGAUGUGUUUCAGCAUGCUAUCAUUCUUUACCUGCACAAUCACAGUUAUGCAUCCAUUCAAAAUGAUGAUCUCUGGGACAGCUUUAAUGAGGUCACAAACAAAACACUAGAUGUAAAGAAAAUGAUGAAAACCUGGACCCUACAGAAAGGAUUCCCAUUGGUGACUGUCCAGAGGAAGGGGACCCAGCUCCUUCUACAACAAGAAAGAUUUUUUCUAAGCAUGCAAGCAGAAAUUCAGGCUCCGGAUGCCAGCUACCUUUGGCAUAUUCCAAUAUCCUAUGUCACUGAUGGAAGAAACUAUUCAGAAUAUCGAUCAGUUUCACUACUGGACAAGAAGUCAGAUACCAUCAAUCUUACAGAACAAGUACAGUGGGUCAAAGUCAAUACAAACAUGACUGGCUAUUACAUUGUUCACUAUGCUGAUGAUGACUGGGCAGCUCUAAUCAGUCAGUUAAAGAGAGAUCCUUAUGUUUUGAGUGACAAAGACCGAGCCAACCUCAUAAAUAACAUCUUUGAACUUGCAGGCCUUGGCAAAGUGCCUCUUCGGAUGGCAUUUGAUUUGAUUGAUUAUCUUAGAAAUGAGACCCACACUGCACCCAUCACUGAAGCCCUGUUCCAGACGGGCCUCAUCUAUAACCUCUUGGAAAAACUAGGACACAUGGACCUGGCCUCAAGAUUGGUGACCCGAGUAUAUAAAUUGCUCCAGAACCAAAUCCAGCAGCAGACUUGGACUGAUGAGGGAACGCCAUCCAUGCGAGAGCUUCGGUCAGCCUUGCUGGAAUUUGCCUGUGCCCACAGACUAGAGAACUGUACCACUGUGGCCACACAGCUUUUUGACAAUUGGAUGUCAUCAAAUGGAACUCAGAGCCUGCCUACUGAUGUCAUGAUCACUGUGUUCAAAGUUGGAGCAAGAACCGAGAAAGGCUGGUCAUUCCUCUUAAGCAUGUAUUCAUCCAUGGACUGUGAAGCAGAAAAGAAUAAAAUACUUGAAGCUCUUGCCAGCUCAGAGGAUGUGCAGAAACUUUACUGGUUAAUGAAAAGUAGCCUUGAUGGUGAUAUCAUCCGAACACAGAAGUUGUCGCUUAUCAUCAGAACAGUGGGCAGACACUUUCCUGGACACUUGCUGGCAUGGGAUUUUGUUAAAGAAAACUGGAAUAAGCUUGUACAUAAGUUCCAUCUGGGCUCUUAUACUAUACAAAGUAUUGUUGCUGGAUCAACUCACUUGUUUUCAACGAAGGCACAUUUGUCUGAGGUCCAGGCAUUCUUUGAAAAUCAGUCAGAGGCAACCUUGCAGCUUCGGUGUGUCCAAGAGGCUUUGGAAGUUAUUCAGCUGAAUAUCCAGUGGAUGUCGAGGAAUCUAAAAACUCUGACCUUGUGGCUGUAGCACUCACAGCUGACCUUCCGGUGCCCACGGCUCUGCUGCUUUUGCAAAAGUUGAAGUGAAGGCAGGCCUGCUACUGAAUUGUUUGCACUGUUAGGAAUUCUAGUUAGCUCAGGGCCCAAUUAUGUUUUUCAUGUCUUUUCUGAAAUGUCUUUAGGCAGUAAGUAGUUAUUUAUUACAAAAUUAUAUUCACCUGUAUACCAACCAUCUACAAAAACAAUGCAUAAUUUUUCUUUAGACACACACAAAAAAGUCAUAUUUGAAAUUCUGUUCUGUUCAUUAGUGUCCAGAGAGUUGCUAACAUAGUGCAACCAAGGAAAGUCUGCUGUAAGAACCAUCAUAUCUGAGGGUUGCUGAUUGGCCAGUUGUUUGUUGCUCCUUGUUGACAGAUGCACUUGGAGUGUGAUAGCAUGGAAGAGUCCAGUGACAAAGGCCUGGAAGAUGCAGCUAUGGACAGCUGACCUCAGGUGGGCAGGUCUGCCCUGAUUGAGGGUUCUUUAAAAGGUUUAUAUCUUUAUUAUAAUUUUCCCUGCAGAAUAAUCAGGAUCUAAAGAGUUUUUCUUGUUUCUGUUGAACAGAUGAACAAACAGGCCUCAAAUUUCAGUUUUCCAAAUAUUUAACACUUUCUGCUUCAUCUUUAUUCUGAAUUGAGUUAAUGUUAAUUAUUUUAUCCAUGAAUUCCAGUACCCCCCAACUCUAUACACUUGGUUAGUCCUGCUUAGGUAGAUUUUCUGCUGUAUAGGAGUAUUUCUUUGCUUUGGCAAGCUUUCUGUUAAGCACUGGUAUUUUUGUCAUUACUUUCCCACCAAGAAUGUAAUUUGUUUAAGUUGCCUUUUGACCUAACAAAUCAUACCCUUUACUGUGUGAAUCGUACCCAUGUGUGUGCUUUUGCUUUAUGUUACAGUGUGUAUUAGAAGCAUUUCUCAAGAAAUUAAAGCUUUUUAUUUUGAAGUUCACCAUAGUACCUUAAAGGGACAAUGAGAAUGUGGAAAAGGAAUAAGUUGAAAAUAUGGUGGACUAUGAAUUCUUUUUUCACUGUUAAAAACAGUGCUUUUGUUUAGUUGAAAAAAAAAACUGUAGCUUUGUUUUAUUUUAUUAUGGUCAAACUAACAUUAAACAGAGCGGCCAAGGCUCAAGCAAAGGAAAAGGGAGGGAGGGUAUCCAGAGCAGAAUGCGGGCGUUUUCACUCCUUCUGAAGGAGAAAUACUGUACUUGAAUUUUUUUGAGCUAUGCAGACUUAUUCCUAGAUUGUUGUGUUUCUUUGAUUCUUAGGAGAGAAGUUUUCUUCUUAAUAACUCAUGAGAAUUCUAUAUUUUGUUUGAAAACGGUCCGUGUACAUAAAAAAGAAUUACUCAUUUGUGAACACUGAAAUCACUCCACAGAGUCAGACCAUAGAAAGGCCACUUUUUUUUUUGGCUGUUGUAAAGUUAGAAUAUGUGGAGCUGUAUACAAAGUUAUAGUUUAUUUUAUGAAAAUAUUUUUAUAUAACAAAAUUUUAAUGGCUGACAAGCUGAAAAUAGCCUGCUUUAAAUCUAAUGUUUGCUCCCAAUUUAGUCUUUUCUAAACAUUUUUGUGUUUUUGAGUAGAAAAUGUUAUUCCUGAGAAUCACAGAAUCAUCUUGAUAUCUUUGUGAAAUAGUUAAUUGUAGAUCUUUAUUUCCUUUGUGCUUUUGGUAAAUGAAUGAUAGUUUAGUUGAUACUGAAGGUUGUGGGGGUUGUAUUUUUAGAGUGAAGGGAAAAUACUCUGGUGGGUUUUAGUUGCCUUUUUUUUUCUUUUACCAUGUUGUAUUACUAAAUUCUACUUUGAUACAGAAUUUAACUUUUGCUACUUCUCAAGAUCAGUUCAAUCUUGAGAUUUAUCUGCCCAUCUUGGCAUUGAUCCUAAAGUCUAUGUAACUCUGCAUAUGGCAAAUCUUGUCUUAACACUUUUUUUCCAUGUAUGAGUGUGAAUGUAUGUGGUGUGUGAUGUUGUAAAAUAAAGCCUUUUGAGGAUAUGUGCUUUAAAAAAGGUAAUUCUUGAUUCACUUCUAUCAGAAGCUGUUCAUUCCCAGGAUUCUGGAGCCAUAAUAUUUUCAGUCUUACCUAUAAUCUUCAUCUCAAUAGUUUUUAACUUUGAUAGGCCUCCUCUUAAUUUCCCCACAAAAUCCUGUGAGUUUUCAUGUUUUGUUAGCCCAUUAUGUGCAGACUCUUAUAGCUAACUCAAAGUCAAGAAUAUAAAGCUGAGAGGAGAGGUAGCAUUUAUAGUCUGAUAGUAUAUUGGUAGCGUUCAGAUUUUCCUCCUCUGAAAUUUACAUUGCAAUCUGUACUUCUAGGAAGGAAAAUUGAGGCACGGGCCAGCUUGUGCUCUAGGUAUAAGCACACAGAUAUCCGACAUCAUUGGGUAGUGAUUGAAUGAACAUUCUGCUCAACACAGAGAAAGGGUAUACUUGAAUAUAAUGUGAAAGAUACAUCUUGAUUAUUAGGAAAAAUUGAAUUGGAAAUCUAGAUUUGUGGGGAAAAAAUUGAUUUGGAGAUCUGAAAGUUAGGAAUUGGAGGAGAUAAGUUUACUCUGUUAAUAUGGAGUUAGCUAUAAUAAAAAGUAGUGGCAGUUUCUCCCCAGAAACUUGUGCCUUCUGUCUCAUUUUGUCUUUAAAAAUGAAAUUGUGUUUGUCAGUGUUCAGUGUUUACAAACUUUCUUGCUAUCACAGGUUCUGCUUAACUGGUUUUCUUUGCCACAUGUGUUUUCAUUUUAUGAGACUUUAGCCACCAUUAGAACAAAAGCUUCCAGAAGAGUCCUGGGUAUAAAAAACAAAUCCAGCUGCAUCAGGUUUACUGGGUACCAAACAAUUCUUUCUUAUUAUUGGGAAGCAAGAAAUUAACAUUAACUCUUGUAUUUGUUGCAUGAUUGAUAGCCUGUUGUUGAAUUGGAUUUUAAAGGUGCUUACUUAAUCUAAAGCACCUGGAAUGGUAAUCUUCAGCCAGACUGCUGAGCACUUAUAUAAGACCGUGUGUUUGAGGGUUUCAGGGAUGGCACAGUACCUCUCAGGUGCACUGUUGCUGAGGACUGCAGUCCCAGGUUGAGUUCACAGAUAAGAGUGGGUUGGUUUAUAUUGGCCUCUUAAGAAUUGGGGUCAUAGGUGUAAUGUAGUCCCCCCCACCCUUGCCUUACUUUUAUUUAUACAGAAUGAAUGCUCUGCUUUGGGAAUGUUCUGUCUUUUUUCAUUUAUAGUUCUUGAAACUGGUUUUGUGUUCUUUUAUUUUGUUCUUAAAUCUCUGAAAUAUCAAAGAAGUACAAAGUGAAAAAUGGAGGUCUCAAAAAAAUGACAAAUCUAGCCGGGCGGUGGUGGCGCACGCCUUUAAUCCCAGCACUCGGGAGGCAGAGCCAGGUGGAUCUCUGUGAGUUCGAGGCCAGCCUGGGCUACCAAGUGAGUUCCAGGAAAGGCGCAAAGCUACACAGAGAAACCCUGUCUCAAAAAACCAAAAAAAAAAAUGACAAAUCUACUCUUUUCCCCAUCCCUUACUGCCUGGUUGGGCAAUAAUUAGCAGAGUAAGUGCUUGAUUUUUAGAGAGUUUGUGGGAGCUUGGAGGGGGGGGGGAGUGAUAUAUACUUUUGAAACAUACACAUGUAUUUUUAUGUUUUUAUUUUACAAAUUUUGUCCUGGUAAAGAGUGAAAUACUGCUCUCUGAUAAUCUCUCCUCUUCCCAUGUUGCCUACUCUAGGUAACAGCUAUAGAGUAAUUUGGUUUUAAUUUUUGAAAGGAUGUGGUGGGUUUCAAAAAGGAGCAAGGUAACUUCUUUUAAAAGUGUGUAGAAGGAGCAAGGUAACUUCUUUUAAAAGUGUGUAGAAAUAAUUUUGCUGUUAUUUGGGACUUAAUGCUGCCCUCCUUACAUUCUUGUGGACAUAACCAUACAAGUCCACAUGGAUGCAUUGGCAAUAACAGAAUAGUAAUAGUGCCUACUGUUUUGUUCUAGUCUUAGGAACUUAGGCUCCCUCUCAUCCUUUCAAGCACAUUUAUAAAUGCAAUUCUACUUUUUAUAUAUUUCGCUUAGACUUGUUUCUUUGCAUAGAUAACUUAAUUACCAUUAUGACUGAGUAUGACAGAGUUUUCCCUUUUCCUUGUUCCCUUUAAGGCAAUAAUUAAUUGUUCUGUUAGGGAGAGUUUGGAAGAGAGUACUUGACAUGACUUUUUAUUACUAAUUUUGUUUGGUCCUAUGCCCUUGAAAUGCAUGUGAAAAUACUUGAUGAAAUGUGGAAGACCAAAUGUAAACAGUCACAUUUUAUCACCUCUUAUUGCUUGUUGGCAAUAGCCAAUAGAAUGCGUAUGAGUGGAGUGUGGGGGUGCAGGGAUGUGUACCUAAUGCCUGUAUGUAUGUCCUUACUACUGUAUUGUAUUAAUUCACUGGAUGCUCAGAGUGGAAGGUACCAGUGGAGUUCAGAUGUAUAACAGUGCCUCUUUUCCUUUCUUUUAUUGUCUGGGGUGCAAUACUUGUCAAAGUAGUGUGAGUUUUUUGAAAGUUGGAUUUGGGUUUUGGGUGGUGAUUGUUUGGUUGGUUGGUUUUUGCUAAUCUGGAAAAGUAGUUUUGGGGUAAAAGUAUAUACUUUUUAAGUGUAUAAACAUGCUUUGCUGCAUUUUACUUCCUUGCUUUGCCUGUCCUUUCCAUGGAUUUACGAGGAAAGUUGGGGAUCCCUCUAAGAGGUUUCUUCCUUCCCUUACAUUGGACAUGCAGUGAGUGUCAAGUAGCACAGGCAGCUGUGGAGGUGGGGCUGACGUACGCCUUCACUCUGCUUUUGAUAUGUGCUUUUGUUCAUUGGUCACUGCAUUCCAUUGGGUAACUGUCUUGAACUUGGACUUACCAGUUUCUAACAAACCAUGGAGCUUUGAAUUUAGUGUCCUAGUGUUCUUACCCAUUGAUGUGGGAAGAAUUUUCUUUUCAUUUCUUCUCUUAGCUUUAGGGGGGACUAAGGGCAGGAGAUAUACUCUUACAAAUGUAUAUAAUUUUGUUACUAUACUGUGUUAUUUCAUUUGGUACUAAGUCCUUUACAUGGGCGUAUAAGUGCCUAAUGAGACGUGGAGGUCCGGAUGUAUGAAAACUUCCUCUUUCCCCUUUCCUCACUGCCUCUGUGGGCAAUUGUUGUAGAGUAGCAUAGAUUUUCUAACUCGGUUCCACCCAGAGGGGUGGGUAUGUAUAUACUUUAAAAUGUAAAUAUAAAUUUUUUAAUCUUUUUGUUGUUGUUACUUCAUUUGUACCUAAAUCUGUCUGUGGACACUUAGGUACAUAAGGAAUAUUGAGGUUCAUUCUAUGAAAAAUCUCCCCAUCCCUUUCCCUCAUUGCCUGUCUGGGCAAUCGCUUAUAGAGUAGUUGUGUAGUUUUGGCAUGGGAGUAUGGGGUGAAAGAGUUCUGGGUUUUUACUUUUUUAAAUGUAUUUAAAAGUUUGUCAGUUAUUUCAUUAUUUCACUCCCAAUCAGCUUUUGUGUUUGAGCUUACUGUCAAAGGAAGUGAGAAUCUAUACCCAGAGGCAUGGAACAUCUUUGCUUCACUCUAUCACCUGUGCCAGACUGUAGUAGUAUAUGAGUAAUGUGAGGCUUGGGUUCUUGUUUUGUCUGUUCGUUGCUUAUAACACAGCUUGUUAGAGAAAAAGGUAACCAUGUAUGUAUGUGUAUGUGUGUGCAUACACACACACACACACACACACACACACACACACACACACACAUAUAUAUAUAUAUAUGCCUUGUGAUGUUAACUUCAUUUUGAACCUGGUCCUUGGCGUGACUGUUUUUUUAAAUAUGUAUUUAAUGAACAUUGAGAUUGAUUCUAUGAAAAUUCUCCACACUCCCUUAUCCCUCAUUGCCUGGUGGGCAGUGGUAGACUAGAUGUUUUGUUUACUUAUCUUUCAUUGCUUUGUGGGGGGGCGUCUGGGUGUACAUAUAUUUUUGAUGUAUAUAAAUAAUUGCUACAUUCUAUAUGUUAUUCCACAUAGCACCAGUUCUUUGCUGGGAUUUGUAGAUAUAUAAUGAAACAUGGAGGUCCAGACGUAUGAUAACUCUCCCCUGCUCCCUUUCCUCAUUGCCUAUAGAGGCAAUAAUUUUAUAACAGGGUUUUUUUUUUUUUCUAGUGGAGGGGAGGGGAAACUGCUUAGAUAGGUAGUAGCUAGAUAGAGUGCAUGCUUUUAAAAUAUAUUUUUUCAUGGUACUGAUUAGACUCCUAGUCCUUUGCAUGGAUAAAUGGGUACCUAAUCAAAAUUGAGGAUUGGUGUAUGACAUACCUCCCAUUCUCCCCUUCUCCUUAUGCCUGUAUUGGCAACAGUGAGUAAAGCAGUUGUGUGUUUUUUACUUAAUUGCUUUGGAUUUAUAUUUUUGAUAGAAGACUAUCCUUAGUAUAAAUAGUUUUGGUUUUUUUAUUUCAUUUUGUGUUUAGUUCUUUGCCUAACUAUAAAGGGCAUAAUGAAAAUUAGUUUUGUAAUAUGAUAGAGCGCAUCCUUUCUUGCAUAUGUCAUCAUUCAGCAGUAACUAGUGCAGUUGUUUUGUGUUUUUUUUUUUAUUCUGGUUAUUCUCUAGGAUAUAUCUUUAAGGAUACAAAUAUAUACACAUACAUAUUCAAUUUUUUCCCUUGCUGUCAUUGUUUCACUUUAAAAUUUAUUGCUUUGAAGAUUUCUACAUGCACCUAGGAAAAAAACAAAAGCUCAUUACAUCUUGGGCACCUGACUGGAAGUGUAGCCCUGUGACUCCAUGUCGAAAAGUGGCAGUGAGUAUGCAGCAAAUACUAUGGGAGAAGACACUCAGAUAUGGCUGCAUUGUGGAAACUAAUCAGACCCAGCAAUUCUAAUGUUUCAAACUGAGAUGGUGAAAGAACUUCAGGGGCUAGCCUUUUCUAUCUUAGAACAUCCACAGAUGGCAGGGCAAAUUGGCCCCUUCUUACCCAGAACUCUUUUGUGUGGCUGCAUCUCUUUCUCCAGUUCUCUAUUAACCGAACCAUUCCUGUUCUGUUUUUCCUUUUGCCUCCAGCGCCUUCAUUGUUGUUAGAUGCUGUCUUAAGUUGUACUCACAAAUUUAAGCUAAUACUGCAUCCUAGUCGACUUUGAUUCUGUGUGCAUCUCAUGCACCCGAGCCUGUAUGUCUGCUCUAGGCGUUCUUAUAUUCCACCACAUGGUAAAUGUUAUGACUACAUAUUUGUCUGCAUCAAAGAAAAUGCAUGUGCAUACCUUCCCUGUCCUUCCUGCAUCUUAGUUUUGUUUUGUUUGUACAUUUUUUUAAGUUGAUAUUCCAUGAGGAAGAUUUGCCAUAUCCUUUUAAGAAACACUGAGUGAUAGAUAGGACUCCUAGAAAUUCUCAAAGAAGUGUUAUUUACCGUAUCAAACUCAGGAAUGUGUUGGAAAAUUAGUCUAGUAACAUUGCUGUUACUUAUACCUGCUGCUGUAGGAAAAGUUAUUCAUGACACAUUUACCUUUGAUCAUAAAUAAAAGAGAAAGGGCCACCUUUUUGGAGUUAGUCAUGGUAGUCAUUAGUUAUAUUUUUGAACCGUUUUUAAUUUGAAAUACUUCAAAGGAAGUAAAGGUCAUGGCUUAGCUCAAAGAAAUGCUCCAGAAGUUCGGCUGUAUAAAUCAUCAGUACAAUAAUACAUUCUGUGUGUGUGUUUGUGUGUGUGUGUGUGUGUGUGUGUGUGUGUGUGUGUGUGUGUGUGUGAAAUGAGAAUUGCUACAUAAUUGGAGCAUUUGCCUUCAUCAGCAAAUCACAUUGAGACAAACUAUAGUCGGCUGUCUUGAUUAAAGCCAAGUGUUUCUUGUGGCUGUGAGGAAGAGUCUCUUGCAAAGUUACUUUGGAAAGUAACUGCUUGGAAACUUACAAAGGUAUUACUUUUUUUUUUUAAACACCAGUAGAAACCUUCAGUUCCUUCAGUCUGAGUUCGUGGGUAGAAUUCUAAAUUUAUAUCCUAAUCUGUCUUUUGUGGAAAAUUUUGAAAAUAGUAUGUAUGUGUAAUAUUGUAUAUGCAAAUUGUGUUGUUCUACUUGUAAAGGGAAAAUGCUUAUUUUUCUUUGUACUUGUUUUGCAUAUGACCAGCACUGAUUGAAAGGCAUGUUUAACUGCAAACACUUGCUUUCUUUGUGAAAUGAAAAUAAAGUAUUUAAAUAUAAA